AUGGUAUUUGAAACUUUGUUACCUUUGUCAAAAGGGUACUUACCAUCAUGGUUAUUCUUCAUUUCAACAUUGUCAGUGUUCAAUUCUGUUCAAACAUAUUUCUCGAUGGAUUUAUCCAAAAAAGUUUAUAGUAAUUCUAAAGAUAUUACUCCGUUAUCAGUCAGAACAUUUGGAACCUGGACUUUCAUCACCAGUAUCGUUAGAUUGUAUGGUAGUUGGUACACCACUACCCAACCAGUAUACGAUCUCUGCUUAUGGAGUUUCAUAGUAGCUUCAGGUCAUUUCAAUUUAGAAUGGUUGGUAUACAAGAAUUGUAAAUUCGAUAAGGGUUUAAUGGGUCCUUUCAUUGUAUCUACUGUUUCAAUUAUUUGGAUGAUUUCACAAAGAGACUUCUAUUUAAACUAA
Messenger RNA from Yamadazyma jaroonii, 405 nucleotides. NCBI's taxonomy places the organism in Eukaryota, Fungi, Ascomycota, Pichiomycetes, Serinales, Debaryomycetaceae. The record is from the annotation of a GenBank genome assembly.